Messenger RNA from Gasterosteus aculeatus aculeatus (three-spined stickleback), 3222 nucleotides. Its product is annotated as myosin light chain kinase, smooth muscle. The record is from RefSeq and is a predicted model, not a curated record. Lineage: Eukaryota; Metazoa; Chordata; Actinopteri; Perciformes; Gasterosteidae. Gene Ontology annotation, biological process: protein phosphorylation. Gene Ontology annotation, molecular function: protein binding; ATP binding; protein kinase activity.
CUCUUCAUUCCUGUGUUGCCUCUGGCACUGUUGCUCAACCCAACCGAGUGUUUGAAUGGAGAGUGUGUUAGCAGAGGGGUAAAAUGUCUAAAAAAAGCCAAAAGAACGCGUAAGUGCGUCCUGAGAGGAGGAGCCGUUUUUCCUUUUUCACGAGGAGAGCCAGCAGUGAUGGAUCCGGAAGGCGGGAACCCAAAGACCUUCGUGUCUACUUUUCGUUUGGCCCUCAAGCCUCAGGCCAGAAGGGCCCGCGUGGAGACGCGAAGAGAAGAUGGACCGGAGGCCACUAAGGGGACGUCCGCGGGAAACGAAAAACUGGGAGUCUCAUCAGCAGCAGGCUCCAGGCCGGCAAACGUCCAGGCGCUCGCGGCGCCUCACUUCAGCGAAGCCCUCCGGGAGUGUUCAGUCCGCGAAGGAAGGGAUGCUUCUUUUCAAGGUGUCGUCACGGGAAGUCGACCUCUGAGCGUUUCCUGGCUGCACAAUGGGAAGAGGGUGCGCUCGAGAAAUACUUCCUUCCAAAAUGGCGUCGCCAGUCUGACUCUGACGCAGUGCUCACGCGGCGAUGCCGGGACGUACACCUGCGAGGCCGAGAAUACCGCCGGGAAGCGGUCGAGCAGCGCCGUGUUACAUAUCACAGAAACAAAGAAAAUCCUCGGAAUGAGCAGCCGUGACCUGCACAGUGAAGCCACAUGCCGGCUUGGGUCACCCGAAAGCAUUGAAUUAUCUUCAGCUUCUGAGGAGAGACGCCAGCGCAGUGAGGAAGAAGACAAAGCGUCUGCUGCACACCUUCAAACAAAAGUCUCCUCUCGUGCAGGACCUCCUGUGGAGUUUGUAGACCCGCCGGAGCAGGUGGAGGUUCGAGUCGGGGAGCAGGCCCGACUACGCUGCGCGUUCAAGAGCAGCUCCGUCCCCGUGGCCUGCUGCUGGAUUUACAAAAAAAACAAGGUGGUGGCCGCGGGGCCGAGGAUCUCCGUCCAGAGCAGUGAGACGCAGAGCGUCGUGGAGAUCUCGCGGGCCUGCCCGGAGGACACCGGCUCGUACACCGUCGUAGUGCGAACCGUGCACGGCUCCGCUCAGCACACCAUCCCGCUCAGCGUCAUUGACCGGCCCGCCCCACCAGCAUCCCAACCCGUCGUUUCCCAGCUGUGCACCGAGUCGCUGGUCCUCUCCUGGACGGGUCCCAGCUACGACGGAGGCACGGCCGUGCUGGGCUACAAGGUGGAGGUCCGGGAGGAGCAGGACGAGCCCGAGAGCUGGACCGUGGCAACCAGUCUUUGUAAAAACACAUCCUACCACAUCCGCUCGGGCCUCAGGCCUCUGGGUAGGUACCGCUUCCGCGUCAGAGCCUACAACGCCGCAGGGGUCAGCGAACCAAGCCAGGAGUCCCAGUGGGUCACGAUGGCGACUAAAAAAGAAGAAAAGAAGAAGAAGGAAGAGUCCGAGUCGUACAUCACAGUGACCAUUGACACCAAAAACAAGGUCAAAGACUUCUACAAUGUGCAUGAGAAGCUGGGAGUUGGAAAGUUUGGCCAGGUGUUCCGGAUGUCCCACAAAGAAACUGGUCACGUGGUCGCGGGGAAGUUCUACCGAGCCCGAACCUCCAAGGAGAGAGCCGCUGCUCGCAAAGAGAUGGCGCUGAUGAACCGUCUUCACCACCCGAAGCUGGUCCAGUGCCUGGCUGCCUUUGAAACGCGCCCCGAGGUGGUCAUGGUCUUGGAGUAUAUCGCAGGCGGGGAGCUCUUCGAGCGCAUCGUCGACGACAACUUUGAGCACACGGAGCCCACCAGCGCCCGCUACAUGCAGCAGAUCCUGGAGGGCAUGCAGUACGUUCACAAGCAGAACAUCGUCCACCUGGACCUCAAACCGGAGAACAUCGUCUGUGUGGACACCACUGGUACUCGGAUCAAGAUCAUAGACUUUGGCUUGGCCAGUGAACUGGAGAAGGGAAAACCUUUACUGGUGAUGCACGGCACGCCGGAGUUUGUGGCCCCUGAAGUGAUCGGCUAUGAGCCUGUGGGGCUGGAGACCGACAUGUGGAGCAUCGGAGUCAUCUGCUUCAUCUUGCUCAGUGGAGAAUCUCCCUUCCAGGGGAACAGCGAUAAUGAGACUUUGGCUCUUGUGACUGCCGCCCAAUUUGAGUUUGACCAGGAGAGUUUUGAGGACAUCUCUGAUGAUGCUAAAGACUUUAUCGGAAACCUCCUGAAGAAAGACCGCAGAUGCAGGUUGUCCUGUGCCGAGGCCCUCGCCCACCCUUGGAUGGCCUCUUUCACCCCGAUGAACCGCAGACCCACCAAGUCCCUCAAUAAGGGGAAGAUGAAACGCUUUCUGGCCAGGCGCAAGUGGAAGAAAACUGGUAAGGCUGUUUUGGCCCUGCAGCGGAUGGCUAAUCUCUCAAACAGGCCAGACUCUCCUGGCAGCUCCUCAGAGGAGCCAGGCUGGAGCCAAGAGGCAGAGGAGGCCAUCCAGUCUCUGGAUAAGCAGCUUCAGAGGGAGCCUCGCUUCCAGCAGGUCCUGAAGGACACCACCCUGCCCAGAGGAGGGACGGCUCGGCUUACGUGUCUCGUCAACGGUUACCCGCGGCCGGAAACUAAGUGGCUGCAGAAUGAGAAGCCGGUAUCCGGGUCGUGCAGAGCGACCGUGGAGCAGCACGAAGACGGGCUCUGCUCUCUGGUUCUGGCCGAGCUGCAGGCGUCUGACUCGGGGGUUUAUGUGUGCAGGGCCAGCAACCCGCUGGGGGAAGCAAUGUGCUCGGCCAAACUGACAGUGGAGAUGUGACCGUUCCUUCAUUCGCAAAAGGAGACUCGUGGGGGGGGGGGGGGGGCCUGGAUUCGGUCCGUUGUUCACUAGCACAUAAAAGGCUGAAUAAACAUAAUUUAAAGUCAAAAGGUCCACUUCAUCAUGCGGGUCUGAUAACGGGGGUUCAGACACCCAGAAAUCUUUUUUUUUUUUUUAUAGCAUCCAGCUACUCGUGCAAAUGAGUAGUUUGCAUGUUAAGCGAUCAAUGUACAGUGUUUUGUUACAUAGAAACCAGGCGAUAUUAUGACACGGUCCACUCAAAGUCGCAUGAAAAUUGUAUGUUUUUACACAUUUAAAAUGUUGUUUAUAUAACAGUUUUACACCAUUAAAGGGUCAACAUAGGAUAUAUUUUUGGUGGUUCAAAAAUUGUAUUUUUACAAAAACCUACAUCCCUUAAACUAAUGCCAAAUAAAGUUUAUGGACUCUCAA